AUGAAUUCAGCUAUAGCAAAAGUUCUGAAUAAAGUAUUAGGAGAUUUUGUUGAAGGAUUAAGCUCAGAUCAGCUGAAUAUAUCAAUGUUCAGCGGUGAAGUUUCACUAAAAAACCUCAGACUAAAAAAAGAAGCCCUUCAGAAACUAGGUCUACCAUUUAAUCUCACAUCUGGAUUCGUCGGUCGUCUAUUUAUGAAAAUCCCAUGAAAAUCUCUUGGCUCAAGCCCUUUGCAAGUUGAAGUAGAAAAUGUAUUUGCUUUGGUAAAUCCUAAACCCCCAACAGAAUGAAGUGAAUCUAAAGAAAGGGAAUCAGCUAUAAUUAGUAAAGCACUCGCAUUAGAAAGUUUUGAAGCUUUAAAUUCAAGCUUAGAACUAAAUUCUGCUGAGCCUGGGUAUAUUGAAAAAUUGAUAUCAAAAAUAAUUGACAAUUUAAUCGUGAACGUAAAAAAUAUUUACUUGAGAUAUGAUGAUUCUGUUAGUUUAUUUAAAAUAUGGUGUCGGACCAAUUUUCUGGUUUAUCGAUCGAAAUUCAUCUCUUGCAUAUCUUAAUUAUGAAAUUUGGUUUCCCUGGUAAAAUUAUCCCAGCUUCGUCAGGAAAGCAAGAGCCGGAUGGUUUGCCCUAUCCGGCUCCUGACCUUAGGUAAUCGGAUUUUCUAGAAGGGUGCCGCCUACUUGUGGAGACUGGGACCUUUAGGUUGCCUGACGCCCAAGUAGGUAGCCUGAGAAUUAAAUUUAAUUGAAAUAAUUCUGUUAGUUCAAUUGAACAUUUUUCAGUCGGGGUUAUUCUCAGAGAAAUGAAAGCUGAAACUUGUAACUCAAAAUGGGUCCCUGAAUAUGUCCCAGAAAGUAACGUCUGCUUUAAACUGACAACAGUGAAAGGCUUUGCAUUAUUUUUUGAUUAUGGAAAAGAUAUGAUAAAAAUUGAAGAAGACUCAGGAAAAAAUUUAGCUGUUGCUUUAGAAGAGCUUGCAAAUUUAGAACUUUUGACUAAUGCAGAGCACAAAUAUUUGCUUUCUCCAAUUGAUAUCAGAAUUGAAUUGAUUUUAUAUAAAGAUUCAAAAAAGUAUGAUACACCUCAAGGGUUAUUGACAAUACACCAAUCUGAUGUAGUUUUCAGUGUUUUUCCAGGGCAGCUGACCCAUGUUUUGAAGCUUGUUGAAUUUAUUGAUUUAUUUAAAUCUUUCCAAAAAGGAGUUGAAAGAUCAGCUCAAGAGCGAAAAUUCACAAAGAAUGAAGCUAAAAAUUAUAGGGAAACUUAUAAGAAAUGGCGCUCACUAACCAUUAAUAAGCCAAAAGAAGCAGAAAAACUUAAAAAAGUGUUAGACGAGCAGGAACAAGGUGUAGAUAUUGAAGAACUAACGAAGGAAAGAAAUAGAGCUUUAAAAGAAACAGAAAUAAUUAGAAGAGAGGAAGAAAAAAGAAAAGAAAUUGAAGAAAUUAAAAAUAAACCUAUUGAAGGAGGUCUAUCAAAAUUCAAAGGCUGGUUUGGAGGAGGAAAAUCAGAAGAAGAAAAAAAGAAAGAGCAAGAAGAAAAAAAUAUGAAAAUUAAAAAAGCUGAAGAAGAAUUAAAAUUAAUUUUACAGGAAAAAGAGCAGGUUAGUGAUUAUGUAGAAAUGAGUGGAGCUAUGCCUGUAUCACUAAAUGGACCUUUGGAUUGGGUUCAGUGAAGAGUUCUUUUUGAUGUGAAAAGCUCUAAGCUUAUAAUUUUUGACGAAAAUACAGAAAUGCUGUCAGGAGAGCUUAUUCCCCUUCGUGAUCCGACCCAGAGGAUCAAUUUUUUUUUAAAGCAAUUAUAUAUGCAUCUUAUAAUAAAUUAUUUUCCGAAAUUAAAAAAUCCAAAUUCGCAAAAAUUGGAAAGUAAAAAUAAAUUUAAUUUAUUAACUUUAACUUUUAAAAUGUAAGCUAAAUUCAACAGAAUUCUAGAGAUUUAUUAUAUAUUAAAAUUUGUUCGCUCACAGAAGGUGAUUUUUUUUUCGUUAACGGAAGGGAAUUUAGAGAUUUUUCUGUUGAUUUUGGUUUACGGCCUAACACUUUAUAUGUUUUUCUGAAGUUUGGGACUUUAGUAGUAAAUGAUAAUGUCACAAAAAGUCAAAUUUUUCCUGACAUCUUCAAAGGUAGUCAUUUAGAUAUACAGUUUGAUCAAUACCCCGUAAAUACGCUCAAAGCUUCAGGCGGAGAAUCUCUUAUCUGUCUUCAUCCACAAUCCUUAUUUUCCAUCACAAACGUUUAUUUAGGCGCUCUCACAAAAAAUGUAGACGUAAACAAAUACCUUUCAGAAGCCUCAGAAAAAACAGGACAAAUUAUAGAAAAAGGUGACAAAUACCUCAAAGAUAUGAUAAAAACUGGGACUCAACAAAGCAUUAUACUAGACGUCACUCUAAAAUCCCCUAUAAUUAUCAUCCCAACAGACAGUAAUUCUUUAGAAAAACCAUUUUUAGUCAUCGAUAACGGUACAUUUACAGCUUCAACUUCCAUAGAAACAUUAGAUGGGCUUGAUUUUGACCGCUAUAACUUUUUAAUUAAAAAAGUAAAAGUCUGCUCAGUCUUGCCAUGCGAGUCUGUUGAAAAAUGGCAUAAAGGUGACAUUGAGAAUAUUUUAGAUCCUUUUGACAUAGAAAUGGUGCUCUUUAAUUGUAAAAUCGCCCAAACAAUGGUUCCCAGCAUCAGGGUAAAAUCAAUUAUUGACAAAAUUAUUUUAAAACUGACAGAUUCCCAGCUAUUGAUUUUUAUAGAAAUUUUGAAUUUAUUUAGCAAUCAGGAAAAAGUAGAAAUAGAAAGGAAAAAUGAAGAGAUAAAAGAAGACGAAGAAUUAAUAGAAGGAAAAGGCUUUAAAGAUAACUUAAAAGAAAUUGGAGAAAUUCUUAGCAUAGCAGCCAAUAUCAGACUUAAUGAAAUCCAGCUGAACAUUAUUGAGAAAAACCUACCUUUAACAAAAAUUGCGAUAAAUGAUAUUGAUCUCAACGUAAAAUCAGAUAAAUAUGGAAACAUAGAUUUGGAUUUUAUAUUAGAAAAGCUGGCUAUUGAAGAUUUACGGCCUGAUAUAGAAUUUCCUAAUGUCGUUUCGAACCCAUUAGAAUACCAGCGAGAAUGAGACACAGAUGAAAAUACUUCAUAUGAGAAUAUGACUCAAGUAAAAAUUUUUAUUCAUUUAAAACCCAGAAAUGACCAAUUAGAUGUAGGAGUUCGGCUUAAUGACAUUCGGUUUGUGGCAUGUGCCAGCUAUGCUGAAUCUCUAUUAAAAUUUGCUAGUCACCAAUUAAAUCAAAUACAGCAAGCCAAAAGUGUCCAAGUAAAGGCAAAACCAGUGUCCACCGCCACUACGACUUAUCAUAGCCGCUUUUCUGUGCUUUUUUCGAAUUUUGAGCUAUGGGUUCCUCUAGAUCCUUCUAACCCUAAAUCAAAAAUAGCAAGUUUUUCUCUAUCAUUAUCAACUAUUUAUACAGCCAGUGCUGAAAUUAAGUAUACUUAUGAUGUACUAUGAAGGGUCAUUUCAAGUGAAAAUAUAUGGGCAGAAGAAGAUGCCAGCGUUGACAUAAGGCAACUUAAUGCUAUGCUUGGGUAUUCAAAAAAUAAUUUAAUGAGGACAGACAAAAUCACUAGAGAUUUAAUUACCCCGUCCAGAAUUUCAGCUAGCUAUAAGUCAAUAACAAAUGAAGCUUCCACCAAAAUGGAAGCAAAUUUGAGCAUUGAGAGUUUAUGUGUGGUAUAUGGAUUUAGGGACAUUUUAUUUUUCCAAGAAGUCGCAAAACCAUGGCUUGCUAUUGAUUUUUCUCAAUUUUCCGAAAAAAAGAAAUCACAUAGCCAGGUGGAAAAUAAAGAUACAAUACAUUUUAGCUUUGAUUGUGACUCUUUGCAGCUGACUAUGCUGGAGGAUACUACAAAAAAUCCUUAUAGUUUACUUCAUAUGCAAUUUUCUAAUAUGAUGGCUACAGGGGAACAAAAAGAGUCCCAAAAAUUUGAAUUUUCCACAAUAAUGAAUAUAAAUUAUUAUAAUUCUUAUAAUUCAACGUGGGAGCCUUUAUUGGAAGAUUGGAAUUUUAGCUUGCUUAUGAAGCAAUUAAACCCAAAAGCGCCUAUUGAAUUAGCUUUAGUAAGCUUAGAGACUUUGAAUAUAAAUUUAUCAUAUAGCAUGGCAGAAACUGUAAGUUUAAUUAUCAUAAAUAAAAAGGCAUUCGGUUCGAGAGAAAUUAGCUUUGCUAAUUUUCUCUCCCUCAUGGAAUUUUAUUUAUGGGGUUAGGUUUUCACUCGAGAACUUCUGGACAGCAAUAGCGGGUUUAACUCUGGGGAUAACCAGAGGAACUGCUCCUCAGUCCUCUCAAGAUUUCGGGCUUUUUACCUCUCAGCACAUCUCCACGGGAAGAUGACCCUCAGGCGGAACACGCGCAGGAGCUGAGUCGAGACAAGGGCGACGGCAUCGCGCCGGGUGAGACGUGCAGCAAGACUGGUGAAGCAGGAGUUGAUAGAAGGCUUGGCUAGGGCUGACCUGUUCCAAGAUGGCUCGCCUACGUCACUAGUUUUGCCAUAAGCCCUUUUGGGCUGCGGCACUAGACACCUUAAACACCAGAUAAUUAAGUAAGUAAGUAAGUAAGUAAGUUUAAUUAUCAAAAGAUUUAGCCAGAAUUUAAGUGAUUGGGGAAAUGAAAAAUUCUAUGAACAAGGUGAAGAAAUGGAUGGGCUUAACAAAAAAACAUAUAAAAUUUACAAUAAAUUAGGGAAAGAUUUAGAAGUCUGAAUAGAUUCCCCAAAUGCCGCUCAUUGGAAACUGAAAAAUGAAAAAAGUGUUAAAUUCGGCCAAGACCAAAUAAAUAGCUUGUUUAUGGUAAAUUUAGCGCAUUCAAAAACUACGUCUAUGCUUCAGACAGCACAGACACCAAGUGCUAUCGCUUUAACGCUUGAAAGCUUUUAUUCAGUCCAUGGGAUUAUCAUAGAAAAUGCUGGGAUGCAGUUAGUCAUGAUUUCUAAUGGGGAUACCCAAUACCCGAUUUUAAUCAAUGUAAAAAGCUAUGAAAAUAAACAAGAAAUCCAUAUACAAAGUGGUAUAGUGAUUAUGAAUAACACAGAUUUCCCUAUCACUUUGAUAUUAAAUACUGAUGAAAUGACUAUAAAAGAAAACAGCUCAUCUUCUCUAUAGAAUUUUCUCAUAGAUGGUGCUGUUUGUCCUUGAUUUGCCCACUGGGAAAAUUUUUUGGUUCGACCAGUACCAUAUGGUUUGGUCAAACCAAAAAAUUUUCCUAGUGGGCAAAUCAAGGGCAAACAGUGCCAUCUAUGGAAAAAUUCUAUACCUUUUUCUUGGCUUGAUUCUGCUUCAAAAAUAGCGAUUAAAACCAGUACAGGAACACUCGAAAUAACGUCAACCGCAAUGCUCCGUAUCGAUGAAAACUUGUAUGUGCUCAUUGAAAAUUUCAGUUAUAUUUUUGAUGGUGUCAGAACUUUAAGAGUUAUGGAAAUUAACCCUCCGAUUUUAUUUGAAAAUUUAUUGCCUUGUCCUAUGACUGUUUAUUAUGAUGAAAAUUCGUCAUCAGAUUUGAUAUUAUCAGGAACUCAUGCAGCUAUAUACAAGUUUAACCCAGAGCAGAAAUUUAAAUUUGAAAUCCAUAUAGAUGAAAAUACCAAGGUAAGCACAGGCUGGAUUAAUUCUUUUGAAAAAGCAAGAAUUUCGCUGCUUGAGAAGCCAAAAAGCAGUCUUCAUUUAGAAAAAUCAGUAAAAGACUUUAGAUCUUGUAGUAAUUUAGACUUACUAGAUCUAGAAAAAACAAGCCAAGAUGCCCAAGAAUCACUUAAAAAUAUUUUAAUUACAAUUUCAGCUGAACACAUAAUCAUCAAUAAAACGGGGCAUGAUUUGCAGGUUGAAAGCCUUUUAGUAGAAAAAAACCAAAUUGGCUUUUUUUCAAGCAAAAAGAAUAAAAUAAAAAUUAAAUUCCCUGAAGAAGACCAAUGGAGUGGUGGAUUUAAUAAAAAUACAAUAGGGAUUUCUGGCCUUGUAAAAGUCCCUAAAACUCUUCAAGAAAGGAAUAUAAAAACUUUGAUGUUUGGCGUGAAUAUUGCCAAUGCCCCACUUCCUCUAGUAAAAACAAAAGUUAUUACCUUAUGUCCAAGAUAUAUAAUUGCUAAUUAUUUAGGAUACCCAGUCUAUAUAAAGCAAUACGAUAAAAGAAAAAACCAGCAAUUCACAAAAUUCAGACUAGAGGAUAAUGAAAAAAUCCAAUACCAGCCUGAUGACUUAUCAAUCCAAGUAGGAGUCCAAGUUUCAGCUGAUGGAAAUAGAUGGUCUGGGCCAUUUAAUAUUGAUGAUCUUGAAGAUUUCCAAAUACGUUUUCCAGGAGAAGAACAAGUCAUUGUUGAAGAUAACACUUUAUUUAAGCUUGAAGACAAUACAUGACAUAUCCCAAGACAAACUAAUGGUAAUAUGCAUUAUGCCCGCAUUGUUGUUUCAUCUGAAGAUGAAGCCACAAUUUUUAUAAAUUUUGUUGUCCCAAAAAAUCCUGAAUAUAAAAUUUCAAAUCAUACUGAAGAAAUAAUCACGAUAAAACAAAGCGGAUUUGAUGAUUUUUCAAUGACUAUAAAGCCAGGGAGUGUCGUUCCAUGGGCUUUUGAUGAUAAUUUGGUAAAUAAUAAAAAAAUUAUUGUGGAAAGUGAAAAUGCGAAAAAUAAAUACUCGUUGGAAAAAAUCCAAAAACAGAAAAAUUUUGGAAACCAUAAAGUAGAAGUCGUAGUCGAAGGGGUAACUAGGCAGCUUAAUAUAAGUGAGCCUGAUCUUCCUAAAGGGACUAGUAUUGUCCAAGCUCUAUAUGAAAUGUUUGCUGUGAAAUCAUCAUUUAAAGUUUUAUUAGAAAUGAAAGGGAUAGGUCUUUCGAUAAUUGAUGAAAAGCCGACAGAAAAAAUUUAUAUCAGUAUGAUGGGCUUGUUUGCCAAGCUUAAAAAGACUGAUAUUCUUUUUGGGAAAAGAUUAGACACAGCCUUAAAAGCUGAUAUAAAAUUGGGGAAUUUCCAAAUAGAUAAUAUGGAUAAUAUGAAUAGCAUGUUUCCUGUAAUCUAUUCCCCUGUCGCUAUUAACAAAGAAGAAUCAGGAGAAAUCGUUCCAUUUAUCCAAUUUAAGCUUCAAAGAGAGAUCAGAACGUGCAUAAAUCAGCAGUCAAAUACAAUAGAUAAAAUUAGCUGGCUCGAGCUUCUCAUACAAAGUAUGCAGGCAAAAAUCAAUGAGGAUACUUUGUGGACAUUAUUAAAAUUACAAGGAAAUAUCCUUGAUAAACUCAAUGCUUCACUUGAAAAUUUGUCGACUGAAAAUAAAGGGAAAUAUAUGAAAGAUUUAUAUCCUCAGCUUGCGGCUACACAGCCAGUUUUACCAUUUGAUCCUACCCUCAUGAAUAAAAAAACUUAUUUUUUAUUUAUAAGAUUAUGCGCUAUCAAAUUAAAUCUGACGUUCAGAAAAAAAAUGACACAAAUCAGACUUGAUCCUAAAAAAGGUUUUGGGGCAGCAGGUUUAUUAGAAACCCUUAGUGGAGCGUUUGCGAAUAUUUCUGACUCACCUUUGUUUUUCAGAGAAUUAAUGAUGACUCAAUGCUUCCAAACCCUAGACAAUCUAACCUGGAUUAUCAUGAAAAAUUAUAUUAGACAAGGGAUUAUUCAAGUAUACAAAAUAUUAGGAUCUUCUGAUAUGAUCGGUAAUCCUAUAGGACUUGUUGAUAAACUAGGGACAGGCGUUUUUGAAUUUUUCAAUGAACCCGCAAAAGGACUUCUUAAAGGUCCGAAAUCAUUUGCCCAAGGAGUAGGAAAAGGCUUCAAAUCUUUAGUAAGAAAUAUAAAUAAUAUGAUGGCGGCGACAAGAUAAGUCCUUGUAUAUGAUUUAUCACUUUGGACAUAGAAUAUGUCCUUGCCGACGACUCACCACUUUGGGUGCCAAAUGGCUUUAUACCUAAACCAAGGCUCGGGUCCUUUAGGGCUGGAUGAGUGGAUAAACCUUGGGGAGUAAGCUGGCGACCAUUCCAGUCAAGUAUUAGUUAUCCGAUGAUUUUUUGGGCCACAGGUUCUUUCCCUGCUGACUUAGGAGGGCUGUGGUUCUUUUUUUCGGGUGUCGCCUCUCCCAAAAGUGGCUGAAAGAGGUAUUGGGCUAGACUUUACUCCGUAGCAUCCAAUAGCAUACUGACAUGGCGUCUUUCUAAUCCGUCUAUAGUAGAGUGUUCCAAAUGCGGCUAUGGGUUUGAGUUGGUCGAAAGCGAGCGGAGACAUCAAAUUUGAAAUACGUUAAGACUCUUAAUUUAGUAGGAAAUGUUAUAGCUGGCGGCUUUGGAUCAGUCUCAAAAAUAACUGGGUCUCUUUAUAAAGUUGUAAAACAAGUAGGAGGAAAUGAUGAAGACGUUCAUAAAAUCAAUGAAUCUGACAAUAUUGGAAAAAACAUGUAUGAAGGGUUUAAAGGCGGAGUUAUGGAUGUAGCUGACGGAAUUAAAGGAGUUUUCACAAAACCAUGGAAAGGUGCUAAAGAAGGAGGAGCCAAAGGAUUCUUCAAAGGGCUUGGCUCCGGAGUCGCAGGUCUCGUUGUCUCACCUGUCGCCGCUGUUUUGAAAUUUGGGUCCACAAUUACUGGAGGAGUAUCAUCAGCUGCCAUUCUAUUAGCUAGAGGAAAAGUCCAAACUUUGGGAAGAGUUCGAUUUCCUAGGCAGUUUGGCGCUAGAAGAAUUUUGGAAGCUUAUAAUAGUGAAUUAGCAGAGGCCCAGGAGCUUUUAAAGAAUCUUCAAGGUCAUAAAGGAGAACAAAUGAUUUAUUAUAUUCAUAUAGUUGAAGAAGAAGACCUCAUAUUAAUUUUGACGACAAAAUAUAUUUUAUUUUUAGUUGAUGCUGAGCUCAUAAAGCAGCUAAAAGUGGAAGAAAUUGAUAAGCUAGAAGUUCAUAGGUUUGAUAAACAAUUUUAUAUGUGUGUAGCAACGCCCAAAGAUGAAUUUGUUUUAAAGAGCUGGUCUUAUGGGCCGAUUGCCAAAAUGUACACUGCUGUUAUCUCGCUUCCAAAUUCAUUGAAAAAUAGGAAAUCAAUUGCAAAAGUUAAAGUUCCUGCACAUUAUAAAAGAGAAUGCUGCUAA
Molecule: messenger RNA, 9071 nt
Organism: Blepharisma stoltei
Lineage: Eukaryota; Ciliophora; Heterotrichea; Heterotrichida; Blepharismidae
Source: the annotation of a GenBank genome assembly